GGCUGCUUGUUCAAGUUGUUGUUAUAUCGGUUGUUAUUUCCGGGUAUUAAAACCAUACGAUUGUCGCGAAUAAUGGAUGGAUUCUGUUCUAAAAUCAUGUCAUCGAAGUCAAUAUUAUUAUGAUGCAAGGUAAAGAGAGGUUUUCAGGGUGGGUUUUCUGUGUCCUUGUGGUGCAAAAUGUCCUGAGUUGUGUUCAAUCGCUGCCUGUCGGUGCAGCGAAUGAUGGUGGCGAUGGAGGCACGGCGGACGACGGCGGUCAAUUUGGUUUUGGGGGCUACUCAUCAUCCAGGUUUCUAGGCAUUUUGUUUGUUUCCAUGGCAACAAUGGUGACCCUGUCUGCUGCGUUAGUUCUCUGUGCAUGUGGCAACAAUGAGCCCAAAAAGGAUGGCCAGACAGAAGAAGGAGAAGUAAAUGGCGAUAUUGAAGCUGUUAAUGAUGAAGUACACAUCGUACCAUUGAGUCCAACUCCAGACGAGUUGAAGGCACCAACAGAUCCACAACCAACAGCUCCACAAAACAGCAAGCCUAAGGUCCGUUCGUCCAGUGUUCAGUCCCAAAAGUCACUUAAUGGGCCCUCGGAUGAGGCACUCAUCCGCAGCGCGACGAUCGACCGAAGGCUUCCAGAGCUACCCCCCACUCCCAUGGCACCGGUCACGCCCACAAAUGAGGAAGAGGAGGAUGACUACAAUCGGACGUAUGAUGUCAUUGGAGACACCAAAGGAGCAAAUAAUCAGAUGUCAAAGGUCGAGCGUCAACCAUCAAAGGAAGAAGAGAUCGCUGAUGUUGAAGAUGAUCAGUACGCUUGUGUUACUGACAGCGCAGCUAAUAAAAUGGCCUCUGCGUCGAAACCUAACCCGAAAGACACCAACGAUCCGGCGGUCGUCAACCAGCAGGACAUGGAUGGAGAGGAAUUAGAUGAAGCCUAUGCAAGCGUUGUCGUGGGCAAAGUCACAGAAACCCAAACUGCAUCCUACGCGAGCGUUGGAAACAAAGAUGACCGGAAUGGUUAUGCGAGACUUCGUAGUUUGCAGAAGCAUCCCGUGAGAGAUUCGUCGCCGGAUGGCAGUGAAAAGAGCGGUUAUGCUCGGCUGAGAGAUGUCACCUUGGAAAGUGGUGCGGUGGGCGGGGUAGGAGGUAGGGCUUCGGGUGGGGCUGAUGAUGAAGAAGCUCCGCCUGUGCCAUACAAGCCACCUGAUUUACAGAAUGAAGAGGACGCUGAUGAAGUAUCACCGAUUGAAAGAACGUCCAGCACUGGGCAUGCAGAAGCAGGAGCAGCUGUCAGUGUGAUGUCUGAUGGUAUUAGCACGGGGCCCAGUAAGAAGAGAGAACCUCCAUACACACAGGUAUCGGCUCGGGAAAGCCUGGACGUCGUUAGAGCUCGCCAACAAGCUGAGCAGAAUGCUCGCAUCGCUACUCACUACCAAUCCAUUGAGGACGACCAAACACUUGACGCGGACCAUGAUGGGAUCUAUGAACCUGUAGAUGAUCAACAUGUAGAAAAACAACCAGUAAUGAGUCCACCCCCACUACCUGGUGAUAGACAGGGGCCAUCUUCAAGUAUAGAGCCAUCAGCCAGCAAUGAUUGGCAGAUGACGAAGGCACCACGCCUUUAUGAAGAGAUAACAGACGAGACGAGACCACAACCAACUCAAGCUGCCCCCGAUCAGCCCACAGAUGAUGACAUCCAACCCUAUGCAGUUACAGAGAAGCGUGCCGUCCCAACUGACGCACCAGGAAGUGGCCACAACAAUAAUAUAUCGGAGGCAAACUACGCCGUGGUUAACAAGGUCCACAAGGCGACGCCAGGUCAAAGCAAUAACAAUGCCAGGACUGAGUUCAAAGCACAAUCCAUGAGCGAUGAUGAGCUUCCAGUAUACGCUGUGGUCGAGAAAAAGAGUAAAGGUCAAGGGUCAAAGGUCAUGAAGAGAGACAGCGCUCCAGAAUUUCCUCAGACCCCACAGGACAUACAGGAAGAUAGCUAUCAAUCGAUUGAAGACAUGCCUCUGACACCGCAGUCCAACAUGGCCGCUAUUGUUGGUGGAAUGGUCCACGUUGACGAACAACCGACUAGCAGUAAUCUCUGGCAGAAGAAAGAACACAUGUACAUUGACGUCGAGUCGAAUAAACCCUCCGAGAAUGUCAACAAUGCAGGUGGAGGCAGUCAUAGUUAUGAAACAGUCAGCCUGGUGUCGCCAGCAACGUCCAGUAAAAAGGAGAAACAGAAGGCGGCCAAGAAAGCUAAGAAGGAAUCCAAGAAGGAGAAAAAGCAUUCAAAGGGAGAACAUCAUGAGAAAGGUAGCGAGGGAAAAGGAGAAAAAGGUGGACAUAAUGAGAAAGGAGCCGAUGGUAAAGGAGAAAAGGGCCGACAGCCUGAAAAAACGAGCGAGGGUAAAGGAGGAAAGGGCAAACAUCAUGAGAAAGGCGUAGAUGGUAAAGGAAAAAAGGGCGGACAUCCUGAGAAAACAAGCGAGGGCAAAGGAAAAAAGGGCGGACAUCAUGAGAAAGGAGGGGAGAGUAAAGAAGAAAAGGUUAGACAUCCUGAGAAAGGCGGAGAUGGUAAAGGAGAAAAGCCAAGAGCUGAGAGCAGUACGGUGUGGAAGCAACAAGAUGCGGCGGAAGGUAAUGCUAACGGUAACGCUAACAACAACAUAGAUGAAUAUGAAGAUAUUGUCUUUCCACUCCAAGAAACAAGACUCUAAAACCCAUGCAGUAGGAUCUGUCAUCUCAAUUUCAUUAAGCUGCUUUUAGGCACAUGCUUACCAGAAUAAGGUAACCACCCAAACUACCAUGUCCCCUGUACA
Molecule: messenger RNA, 2801 nt
Organism: Asterias rubens (European starfish)
Lineage: Eukaryota; Metazoa; Echinodermata; Asteroidea; Forcipulatida; Asteriidae
Exons: 8
Coding region: 120-2699 (859 amino acids)
Source: RefSeq, a predicted model, not a curated record